Molecule: messenger RNA, 5775 nt
Organism: Melozone crissalis (California towhee)
Lineage: Eukaryota; Metazoa; Chordata; Aves; Passeriformes; Passerellidae
Gene: PTPRT
Product: protein tyrosine phosphatase receptor type T
Exons: 35
Coding region: 77-4600 (1507 amino acids)
Biological process (GO): protein dephosphorylation
Cellular component (GO): membrane
Molecular function (GO): protein tyrosine phosphatase activity; protein binding
Source: RefSeq, a predicted model, not a curated record
CCACCAAUGCGGGGGAUAGCGGCGGGCACGCAGCGGCUCCGCGGCAGCGCGGAGGGCAGGUGAACUCCGGGGAAGGAUGACCGGCGUGGCCGCGAUCGUCUUUUUCCUGCAGCUCUUACCCAGGGCGGACGGACAGGUUUUCCCAGGUGGUUGUUCGUUCGAUGAGCACUACAGCAACUGUGGUUAUAGCGUCGCCUUGGGAACCAAUGGAUUUACCUGGGAGCAGAUCAACACCUGGGAAAAGCCAACAAUGGAUCCUGCUGUCCCAACUGGCUCCUUCAUGAUGGUGAACAGCUCUGGGAGAGCAUCAGGGCAGAAAGCUCACCUGCUGCUGCCCACUCUGAAGGAGAAUGACACCCACUGCAUUGAUUUCCACUAUUACCUGUCCAGCCGCGACCGCUCCAGCCCCGGCUCCCUCAACGUCUACGUCAAGGUCAACGGGGGCCCCCAGGGCAACCCCAUCUGGAACGUGUCAGGAGUGGUGACUGAGGGCUGGGUGAAGGCUGAGCUGGCCAUCAGCACCUUCUGGCCACAUUUCUACCAGGUGAUAUUUGAGUCUGUCUCUUUGAAAGGACACCCUGGGUACAUAGCUGUGGAUGAAGUCAGAGUCCUCGCCCAUCCCUGCAGAAAAGCCCCGCAUUUCCUGCGGCUGCAGAACGUGGAGGUGAACGUGGGGCAGAACGCCACCUUCCAGUGCAUCGCCGGGGGAAAGUGGUCACAGCACGACAAGCUCUGGCUCCAGCAGUGGAACGGGAGGGACACGGCCCUGAUGGUCACUCGAGUGGUCAACCACAGGCGUUUCUCAGCCACGGUGAGCGUGGCCGACACGUCGCAGCGCAGCAUCAGCAAGUACCGCUGCGUCAUCCGCUCCGACGGCGGCUCCGGCGUCUCCAACUACGCCGAGCUCAUCGUCAAAGAGCCUCCCACCCCGAUCGCGCCCCCGGAGCUGCUGGCCGUGGGAGCCACGUACCUGUGGAUCAAACCCAACGCCAACUCCAUCAUCGGGGACGGGCCCAUCAUCCUCAAGGAGGUGGAGUACAGGACCACCACGGGCAACUGGGCAGAGACCCACAUCGUGGACUCCCCCAACUACAAGCUGUGGCACCUGGACCCCGACGUGGAGUACGAGAUCCGCGUGCUGCUGACGCGCCCCGGGGAAGGGGGCACGGGACCACCCGGGCCCCCCCUGACCACCAGGACCAAGUGUGCAGACCCCGUGCACGGGCCGCAGAACGUGGAGGUGGUGGACAUCCGCUCGCGGCAGCUGACGCUGCAGUGGGAGCCCUUCGGCUACGCCGUGACGCGCUGCCACAGCUACAACCUCACCGUGCACUACCAGUACGUCUUCAACCAGCAGAAAUUCGAGGCAGAGGAGCUCAUCCAGACCUCCUCCCACUACACCCUGCGGGGGCUCCGGCCCUUCAUGACCAUCAGGCUGAGGUUGGCCCUCUCCAACCCCGAGGGCAGAAUGGAGAGCGAGGAGCUGGUGGUGCAGACUGAGGAGGAUGUUCCUGGACCCGUUCCCUUGGAAUCUAUCCAAGGAGGACCUUUUGAAGAGAAGAUCUACGUUCAGUGGAAGCCUCCAAAUGAGACAAAUGGCAUCAUUACACUCUAUGAGAUCACAUACAAGGCCGUUGGGUCUCUGGAUCCCAGUGCUGACCUGUCCAGCCAGAGAGGGAAAGUCUUCAAGCUGCGCAACGAAACCCAUCACCUCUUUGUGGGAUUGUACCCAGGCACCACCUACUCAUUCACCAUCAAAGCCAGCACAGUCAAGGGCUUUGGGCCACCCAUCACCACCAGGAUUGCAACCAAGAUUUCAGCUCCGUCCAUGCCGGAGUACGACACAGACUCUCCCCUCAACGAGACUGACACCACCAUCACUGUCAUGCUGAAACCUGCUCAGUCCCGGGGAGCACCUGUCAGUGUGUACCAGCUCGUUGUCAAGGAGGAGAAGCUGCAGAAAGCCCGGAGAGCUGCAGAUAUCAUCGAGUGCUUCUCUGUGCCAGUGAGCUACAAGAACGCCUCCAGCCUGGACUCCCCACACUACUUUGCAGCUGAGCUGAAGCCCAUCAACCUCCCUGUCACACAGCCCUUCACCGUGGGCGACAACAAGACCUACAAUGGCUACUGGAAUGCUCCUCUGUCUCCCCUGAAAAGCUACAGCAUAUACUUCCAGGCUCUUAGCAAGGCCAAUGGAGAAACAAAAAUCAACUGUGUCCGGCUGGCAACAAAAGCAGUGAUAGGUAGACACCAGGUGACCACGCCAAACCCGCCCAGCCUCUUGAGCACAGGAGCUUCCACCCAGAAUUCCAACGCAGUGGAACCUGAAAAGCAAGUGGACAGCACGGUGAAAAUGGCUGGAGUUAUAGCUGGUCUCCUGAUGUUUGUUAUUAUCCUCUUGGGAGCAAUGCUUACCAUCAAAAGAAGAAGAAAUGCAUAUUCCUACUCCUAUUACUUGCAUUCAAGCCAAUGUUUUAGGGGCCUCUCUGUCUUCUACAGGACCAGGAAGCUAGCCAAGAAGCAGAAGGAGACUCAGACCAGCACGCAGAGGGAGAUGGGUCCUGUGGCUUCUUCUGACAAGACCUCCACCAAACUCAGUGCUGUUCACAAUGAAGAAGCUUUUUCUUCCAGCUGCCAAGAUGUUAAUGGAUUCACAUCACCCUCUCCUUGUUCAUUUUCUGUCCAAAGCAAAACCCUUCAGAGCAAAUCUAUGUUGAAUUCCUACUACUCAGUUUCAUCAGACACCGUCCCAUCGACCACGCUGUUAGACAGCAGCCACGGGGAGCUGGCCCAGCCCACGCUGACCAUCCAGACCCACCCGUACCGCAGCUGCGAGCCCGUGGAGAUGUCCUACCCCCGGGGGCAGUUCCAGCCCGCCAUCCGCGUGGCAGACCUGCUGCAGCACAUCACCCAGAUGAAGAGGGGACAGGGCUAUGGCUUCAAGGAGGAGUAUGAGGCACUCCCCGAGGGGCAGACGGCGUCCUGGGAUACGGCCAAGGAAGACGAGAACCGCAACAAGAACAGAUAUGGAAACAUAAUCUCCUAUGAUCACUCAAGAGUGAGACUGCAGCUGCUGGAUGGGGACCCUCACUCCGACUACAUCAACGCCAAUUACAUCGACGGGUACCAUCGGCCUCGCCAUUACAUUGCAACUCAAGGGCCGAUGCAGGAGACAGUGAAGGAUUUCUGGAGAAUGAUUUGGCAAGAAAACUCUGCGAGCGUUGUCAUGGUCACCAACCUGGUAGAGGUGGGCAGGGUGAAGUGUGUUCGAUACUGGCCAGAUGACACAGAGGUCUAUGGAGAUAUUAAAGUCACAUUAAUUGAGACAGAGCCACUGGCAGAGUAUGUCAUACGCACCUUCACUGUCCAAAAGAAAGGCUACCAUGAGAUCCGGGAGAUUCGGCAGUUCCACUUCACCAGCUGGCCGGACCACGGCGUGCCCUGCUACGCCACGGGGCUGCUGGGCUUCGUGCGCCAGGUCAAGUUCCUCAACCCCCCCGAGGCAGGACCCAUCGUGGUGCACUGCAGUGCUGGGGCUGGGAGGACAGGGUGCUUUAUUGCCAUUGACAUCAUGCUGGACAUGGCAGAGAACGAGGGCGUGGUGGAUAUAUUCAACUGCGUGCGAGAGCUGCGCUCCCAGAGGGUCAAUUUGGUGCAGACAGAGGAGCAGUAUGUGUUUGUCCAUGAUGCCAUUUUGGAGGCAUGUCUCUGUGGCAACACAGCCAUUCCAGUCUGUGAGUUCAGAUCCAUAUAUUACAACAUCAGCAGACUGGAUCCACAGACCAAUUCCAGCCAGAUAAAAGAUGAGUUUCAGACGCUGAACAUCGUGACGCCGCGGGUGCGGCCGGAGGACUGCAGCAUCGGGCUGCUGCCGCGCAACCACGACAAGAACCGCUGCAUGGACGUGCUGCCGCUGGACCGCUGCCUGCCCUUCCUCAUCUCCGUGGAUGGCGAGUCCAGCAACUACAUCAAUGCUGCACUCAUGGAUAGCCACAAGCAGCCUGCUGCCUUCAUUGUCACCCAGCACCCUUUGCCCAACACCAUCACAGACUUCUGGAGGCUGGUGUUUGAUUACAACUGCUCCUCUGUGGUGAUGCUCAACGAGAUGGAUGCAGCACAGCUCUGCAUGCAGUACUGGCCAGAGAAGACAUCCUGUUGUUAUGGCCCAAUCCAGGUGGAGUUUGUUUCAGCAGAUAUUGAUGAAGAUAUCAUCAACAGGAUAUUCCGGAUUUGCAACAUGGCCAGGCCGCAGGACGGGUACCGCAUCGUGCAGCACCUGCAGUACAUCGGCUGGCCGGCCUACAGGGACACCCCUCCCUCCAAGCGCUCCCUGCUCAAGGUGGUCCGGAGGCUGGAGAAGUGGCAGGAGCAGUACGAUGGCAGAGACGGGCGCACCGUGGUCCACUGCCUGAACGGUGGUGGUCGCAGCGGCACCUUCUGUGCCAUCUGCAGCGUGUGUGAGAUGAUCCAGCAGCAGAACAUCAUUGACGUGUUCCACAUAGUGAAAACGCUACGGAAUAACAAGUCCAACAUGGUGGAGUCACUGGAACAGUAUAAAUUUGUAUACGAGGUUGCACUGGAAUACUUGAGUUCCUUUUAGCCCAGCCAAGGGAGGGGACCCCACAAUGUGCCAGACCCCAAACUCUGGUGGAUGCUUUUCCCCUGUCCCACACUGGAAGGCAGUGACAAGUGUGGGGAAGAAAACUUCUCCUGCCUUCUCAGCAAGAGACUGAGGUUGCAGAGACCUCGCUGGAAGGAGGAGGCGAUGCCUGUGUGUGCUGCUGCCUGCUUUCUAUGGGAACAUCUACUGCUUCUUAAAUAACUUACUGUAAAAAUUAGCAACGUGGGAGACAGGCUGAAAGACUGGACUUUCUAAUCCCCUCUGACUUCUCUCCUCUUUUGGAUUGUGUUUUUGUUCUGCUUGCUGCAGAGUGGGGAAGGAAUGAAACCCUUAGGAAAUUCUCUUUUAAAUGUCUCCUUUUUAAUUUAUAAUUUUGUUCUCAAAUCCCAGCCUUUUAAUUUUUUAAUUUCAUGCAGCAGUCAUUUGGGAAAAAUGAGAUAGCCAUAGGGGAUACAUGAAAUGUUUCAUUACAAUUUGUCUACCUUAUCUGUUUCCUUUUAUUUGUUUUUCCUAAUGAAAGGGCCAACACACACAUAUAAAAAACAAAAAAACUAUGCUGGAAUUCUCUUCCCAAAUGUAGUCCCUUUAAGCAUGAAAAUAGAUGGUGGAGAUGAGAAGCUGUACAUGGAACUGCUGCCUCCACAGAAAUAUUUCCUCCCAGUUUCUGCUCAACUUCAGGGCUGUGCAUGACCCAGCUCCAUCCCUCUAGUCUGUGUCCUUUCACUGCUGGUGAAACUGUUGAGGAGUUUCCCAGGCACUUGGACCUGAAAGUUGAAUAUUUGCAUCAAACAAAUGGCAUUCAUCUGGCAGCUCUGGUGACUUGGUCACCACAUUUCCCAAGUAUUAUCUGGGGUGCAGUGUGUCUCUGACAAACAGGGUAUGAAGUAGGUAUUACUGCUCAUAUACUAUGGUUGACUAUUUUUUAUUUAUUAUUUGUAUUGCUGUAGAACUUAGGAGCCCUAGUCACGCCAGGACCCUGCUGAACCAGGCACUGUGCAGGCAGACAGCAAAGAAAGUUCCUGCUCAAGAGUUUCAAAGUCUGAAGUUCUUAAAAUUGAAUUUGGGCAAGAUUUCCUCACUAUUGCCAGUGGCCCUACAAGCUUCAAAAUUGUGACCUAUUGGAGCUGUAGGAAAGGUGAUGUACAUACACAGGA